This is a messenger RNA of Panicum virgatum (switchgrass), 4132 nucleotides long. Its product is annotated as syndetin-like. The record is from RefSeq and is a predicted model, not a curated record. Bases 273 to 3545 code for a protein of 1090 amino acids. Gene Ontology annotation, biological process: retrograde transport, endosome to Golgi; endocytic recycling. NCBI's taxonomy places the organism in Eukaryota, Viridiplantae, Streptophyta, Magnoliopsida, Poales, Poaceae. The transcript has 25 exons. Gene Ontology annotation, molecular function: SNARE binding. Gene Ontology annotation, cellular component: EARP complex.
GUGCGAGACGUCGGUCAUCCCCUUCCUUGCCCCGGGGCUGCCUGACCUCACCUCUCCUCUCUUCCAGUCUCCUCUCCGCUUUAUUGCACAUCGCCCGCGAAUUCCUAGACCCAAAGCGACCAACCACCUUGUCCAGUCAUCCUCUCCCCCGCGCGAUCCAGCCCAACGGCGACACCGCCGGCGCGCGCCUGCCCUAACCACCGCCCGGAUCUGGGAGCCGCCGCCGCCGCUCCCUCUCAUGGUCCCCGGCGGCGGCCGCCGGCGCUGCUGAGAUGCGACGCGACGCGCCGCCACCACCCACCGCCCCCUCAGCCUCCUCUUCCUCCUCGUCGUCACCCCUCUUCGGCGGCGGCGGCGACCAGCUGUUCGAGUCCGGGCCCAGCCCGCUCGUCUUCCUGCCCCUGCUCCUGAUCCAGGGCGGCGGCAUGGACCUCUCCCGCGUCGGCGAGAAGCUCCUCAGCUCCGUCCGCUCCGCUCGUUCCCUCGGCAUCAUCCCCCCGAUCCCCGCCGCGCUCUCUCCUCGCCCCGAGGUUCCAGAACGAGCCGCUGCGGCGGCAGCUGCUGCACGUGCGAUCGCGGGGUUGCCACCACAUGAGAGAAUCAACCUGCCGUCCAAUUCGGAGGACUUGGUCUCCAUAUACGGGAGCAACCCACAGGGGGAGCCCGUGGAGGAGCUCGAGGAGGUGUUUUAUGAGGAGGAGUUCGAUCCAAUAAAGUACAUUCUGCAAAGCAUUCCAGAAGAAGGCGGUGAUGCCACCUAUUUUGAUAAGCAGUCUACUUUGAGAUUAGCACAACUUGAUAAGAUUGCGGAACGAUUAUCACAUCAUGUUAUGGGCCACCACGAAGAAAUGGUGAAGGGGAUGCAAUUAGUGAUGGAACUAGAACAAGACUUAAAGGUUGCAAAUGUUAUAUGCAUGAAUGGACGAAGGCAUAUAACCUCUUCAAAGAAUGAAGUGUCAAGGGAUCUGGUUGUCAAUGUAAAAUCAAAGAAGAAACAAGCUUUGCUGGAUGUUCUUCCUAUUCUUACAGAGCUUCGUCAUGCACUAGACAUGCAGAUGGAACUUGAAACUUUUGUUGAUAAAGAAAAUUACUUUCAGGCAUUCCAAUUAGUGCCUGAGUAUUUGCAAAUUUUGGAGAAUUAUUCAGGACUUUCUGCUGUACAAGAAAUGGGACGAUGGAUCGAGGCAUGGUUAGCUCGAACGAUCCAAAAGGUGGACACCCAUUUACUUGGUGUUUGUCAGAUUUUCAAUGAAGAGAGCUAUCUGACUGCUGUUGAUGCAUACGCACUGAUGGGUGAUGUCAGUGGCAUGGCUGAAAAGAUGCAAAGUUUCUUCUUGCAGGAAGUACUCUCUCGGACACAUUGUGUCCUGAAAGAAAUGUUAGAAGAGGAGGUUGGAAAUAAUACGCAGAGAAAUAGGUUUACAUAUAGUGAUCUUUGCGUUCAAGUUCCUGAGCCCAAACUUCGCCCCUGCUUGUUGAGAACCCUUGAGACCUUAUUUUCAUUGAUGUGCUCAUAUUAUGCUAUUAUGAGCUUUUCCCAAGGAGAUAAGAAUAUUGAGUCCAAGGGCCCAGAUCUAGCAGACAAGAAUGACACAUCUCAGAAUAGUGAUGAAAUUUUAGUCGAUUCAGGAAGGGGUCAUUCAAGUGCAGCAGUCAUUCAGGAUGGUUCCGCAGCUGAAAAAAGUGACAGAGCAUCAUCAUCCGAGGUCAGCAAUCCUGAUGCUAGUACAUCAGGAACGGAUUCUCCAUUCUAUCAGCUGAGGACAGAUGCUACAAAACUUGUUGCACAAACGUUUCAAAGAGGAAGAAGAAAUCUUUGGCAGCUGGCAACAAGUCGCUUAUCUGUUUUACUAUCUAGUUCGGCUGUUUGUUCAACUAGUAUAUACCAAUUCCUGAAAAACUAUGAAGAUCUUACCAUUUUCAUUUUGGCUGGUGAAGCAUUUUGCGGGUUUGAAGCUAGUGAGUUCCGCCAGAAGUUGAAGACUGUCUGUUUGAACUACGUGGUGUCUUUUCACUGGCAAAAUAUAUAUGCUCUUAAGAUGGUACUGGAAAAGGAAUCUUGGACAAUAAUGUCUGCUGAAGCUUCGCAGAUAAUUAGUUUAGCUGGCCUAACUGGUGAUGGUGCUGCACUGUGCUCUCCUACCAGUAGAAGUUCCAAGUUGCCAAUGAAUUCUUUCCAUGGGAAUUCAACUACAGCCAAUUCAGGGAAGCAAAGGCUUGGAUUUGCUUCUUGGCUUAAGAUUGAAAAUCCAUUUUCUAUUAAGCUGGAAAAUGGCUCUGCCGAAUCCCCAAAGUACAAUGUGCUUUUCAACUCAUCAGUUAACAAUAAUCAUGGCAAUGGAAAUAAUUCAUCUCUGGAUGAGGAGAAUGAAGACCUUCUAGCGGAUUUCAUUGAUGAAGAUAGUCAGUUGCCUAGUAGGAUACCGAAAACGAAAAUUGUAAAAGGCAAUUCUUCACAUUGGAAAGAUGGAGACAUUUCAUCGCAGACAGGCUCGUCACUUUCUCUACUAAGGAUGAUGGACAAAUAUGCCAGGCUAAUGCAAAAGCUGGACAUUGUCAAUAUUGAUCUUUUUAAGGGUAUCUCUCAACUGUUUGGCAUCCUUUAUCAUUACAUAUAUGAGACAUUUGGGCACCAAGACAGGAGUCAAAGCAGCAAGCCUUUACCAGAUCAUCAAUCAUCUCGGCUUAAAGCCGCAUUAUCAAAAAUUUCACAAGACUCUGAUCAGUGGACAAAACCACAGAAUGUUUCAUAUUCACCUUCAUCCCCUUUGUCAAUGAAUUCAACUUUUGGUCAAAUGGAUGUGAUGCCUACUGCGCCUCCCAGUUCAAUGUUCACUUCCUAUGGACUAAAGGAGAGAUGUGCAGCUGCUGAAACAGUAUCAUUGGUUGCUCGAGUUUUGAACAGAUCUAAAGCCCAUCUACACUCAGUGUUGUCUAAAAAUAACACUUCUGCUGUUGAAGAGUUCUAUAGGGUGCUGGUGGAUUCUGUUCCAGAUUUGACUGAGCAUAUUCACAGAAUGAGUGCACGGAUGCUUUUGCAUAUUGAUGGGUAUCCAGAGAAGAUUGCAAACGCUAAAUGGGAGGUGAAGGAGCUUGGAAUAGAACACAAUGGAUAUGUUGAUUUGUUAUUGGGUGAGUUCAAACACUACAAAACAAGACUGGACCAUGGAGGAAUUUCUAAGGAGCUGCAACACCUGUUGAUGGAGUAUGGCAUAGAGAGCAUAGCAGAAGUCUUAGUGGAAGGUCUCUCGAGAGUGAAACGGUGCACUGACGAAGGGCGUGCAUUGAUGUCUCUUGACCUGCAGGUACUAAUUAAUGGGUUGCAGCACAUUGUAUCAGCAAAUGUAAGGCCGAAGCUGCAAACUGUGGACACUUUCAUAAAGGCCUACUAUUUGCCGGAGACCGAGUACGUUCACUGGGCACGGUCUCAUCCAGAAUACAGCAAAAGUCAGGUAGUCGGGUUGGUUAACCUGGUGGCCACCAUGAAAGGGUGGAAACGGAAGACGAGACUAGAAACUGUCGAGAAGAUCGAGGCGGCUCCGUAGACUCCAUGGAAGGUUUUGCUGUGAUUGAUUUUGUUUUGUUUGCUUCAACUACUGCACAUAGAGCUGUAUGUUUCUCCUCAUUCUCUCUAUUUUUUCCUCCCUCCUUAUUUAGAAUCAUUUUUGUCGAUUCUUUCACCUUCUGGCCAUUUUGAUGCUAACCCCACCACCAUCAGGCCAUCGCCCGCCCAUCCAUGGUGUGUAUUUAAGCGACGACACCUUUGUAUCAUAUUAUCAAGCUGGUGGCGGCGAGUUGCCAUUUACCUAAAGGAAAAAAAGAACUGUGUAGUACAUCUUACACGGAGCAUUGGCUCAAUAAAUAUGAUGAAUAGUUUCAUAAACACCGCACUCACUCUCAACUCUCAAGGAUACCGUGCGUCACUGUAGCCUUCCGCAGAUGGCUUGAAUGGUUGCACGAAUGCGUCGCAGAUAGUGUACAAUUAUUGGUAAUGCUCUGGUAUUCAUUGAGCCAUUCAGGCCUCCUCCAACUGCCAGCUUAGAGAUAGCUGGGAUUGUAUUUUAUUCACUCUACGAUGUAAAAAUCUUGAGACUGUCUCUAUCCGGCGAAUAGCUCUAAGCUAUUUGUGUGU